Molecule: messenger RNA, 1299 nt
Organism: Saxophila tyrrhenica
Lineage: Eukaryota; Fungi; Ascomycota; Dothideomycetes; Mycosphaerellales; Extremaceae
Exons: 1
Coding region: 1-1299 (432 amino acids)
Biological process (GO): L-tyrosine catabolic process; homogentisate catabolic process; L-phenylalanine catabolic process
Molecular function (GO): fumarylacetoacetase activity
Source: RefSeq, a predicted model, not a curated record
AUGGCACCGUUAUCCUCAUGGCUUCAGGUCGAUCCAAAAUCGCACUUCUCCAUACACAACAUCCCGUUCGGUGUUAUAUCGACAGCUGAGGAAAGCAAGCCGCAUGUUGCGGUGGCCAUUGGCGACCAUGCCCUGGAUUUACAUGUCUUCGCCCAAGAAAAUGGCUUCUCUGCCCUUUCGAUCAUACAGCCACACCAACAUGUUUUCAGCGAGCCCACCUUGAAUGCGUUCGCUCAGCUGGGUCGGGCAAUGCACAGAGUUGUCCGAGAAUAUCUGCAGAGCGUGCUCCUGAAGGAUGGCCCAUUCAAAAAUGUGCUCCAGGAGAAUCAGCAACUGCAGCAAGCAGCUCUUGUCCCGCUGGAAAAGUGCAAGAUGCAUCUGCCUAUGUUUACCAACGAUUACACCGACUUCUACGCUGGCCUAAAUCAUGCGUACAAUGUUGGGGUGCUGUUCAGAGGGCCUGAGAAUGCACUUCAGCCCAACUACAAGCAUCUCCCAGUGGGCUACCAUGGCAGGGCCAGUAGUGUUGUCGUGUCUGGCACUUCUAUCAAACGACCCAAUGGGCAGAUAUUAGCAGAUCCCCAGAAGAAGGAGCCGAUGUUCAGUCCGAGCAAGAAGCUCGACAUCGAACUUGAGCUCGGUUGUUUCGUCUGCAAGCCUUCGUCUCUGGGAGACCCAGUCCGAAUAGAAGACGCUCCUGAGCAUCUCUUCGGCAUCGUGCUGAUGAACGACUGGAGUGCACGAGACAUUCAAGCCUGGGAGUACGUUCCUCUAGGUCCAUUCAACUCGAAGAACUGGGCCACAACGAUAUCGCCUUGGGUCGUGCUAAUGGAUGCUCUGGAGCCAUUCACAGCCAAAGGAAUCACUAACGACACGCAAGUGCUUCCAUAUCUGGACGAAAAAGAUCGCAAGAGCCACUACUCGAUUGAUUUAUCAGUUUCGCUCACGACCUCUUCUGGCACUGCGAGCAGCAUCGGUAAGACAUCCUCCCGGAACUUGCUGUUCUCCUUUCCGCAGAUGCUGGCGCAUCAUACUAUUGGUGGCUGUCCUUUCAACGUCGGUGAUUUGCUGGGCUCGGGGACCAUUUCUGGCGAAAGUAAGAACGAGAAAGGAUGCUUGCUGGAACAGACCGACAAUGGCAAGACUGAGAUAGCAUUGGAGGGCGGAGAGAAGCGCAAAUUCCUUGAAGAUGGAGACCAGGUGACGAUCACUGGCUGCUGCGGUACUGAGGACGGUGGCCUGGUAGGCUUUGGGGAGUGUACUGGCAAGAUAGAGCCCGCAGUGAGUAUGUCAUUCUAG